This is a messenger RNA of Lingula anatina, 1482 nucleotides long. Its product is annotated as syntaxin-1A. NCBI's taxonomy places the organism in Eukaryota, Metazoa, Brachiopoda, Lingulata, Lingulida, Lingulidae. Gene Ontology annotation, biological process: exocytosis; vesicle fusion; intracellular protein transport. Gene Ontology annotation, molecular function: SNAP receptor activity; SNARE binding. Gene Ontology annotation, cellular component: SNARE complex; endomembrane system; plasma membrane. The record is from RefSeq and is a predicted model, not a curated record.
AAAUCUCUGUCGGCUUAUCAUUCUUCAUAAAAUACACAUGCUCAGUUUAACCAGAAGUUUAAAGAAAGAAGGUAGAAAGAGUGUUAUAGACAAAAGGGCAAUACAGCUUGCUGGGACUUAAUGCCAUCGGCAUCAAUUCAUGAAAAAUGGCAAAAGACCGGUUACCAGAACUGCAAAAAAUACAGAAAGACAUGCAUGACACUGAGGAAGGAAGAAACCCAGGUCUAACAGAAACUGAUGAAAUGUAUUUUUGUCCACUGGACAAAAAAUGUGUUGAACUUGGUUUAUUGCUCCAAUCCAUAGGCCUACUGCAGGAGAAUGUGUCAAAUUUGAGAGAACAAGUUAACUGUGCUAAAAAACUUCAAGACCAAAUAGAAAAAUCGCUGUUUGGUGUAUGUCUCCAGAAAAGUCAGCUUAAAAAGGCAGAAGAUGACAUUACUGCCAUGGCUUUAAACAUCCAGGGACAGUUGAACCAGCUUUUUCCAUUCCAUGAUGACCCGCUGAGUGUCAAGUAUAGAGUAAGAAUCUCACACCAUAAAGCUUUAUCCAAAGAUUAUCUUAAAAUCAUGGCAGACUUCCACAACAGCCAAGAACAGCAUUCAAAGCAUAUUAAAAGCCGUUUGCAGCGUCAUCUAAGUAUUCUUGGGGAACAUAAUGUGUCAGACGAAAGACUAGAAGCUUUGAUGCAAGGUGACGUUCAGAAGGAAAUGUAUGCACAACUGCAGGAAAAGGAGCAAAAGUACACAGCCAUUUGUGAACGACAUGACCAAAUCAAAACUUUGGAACAGGGGGUUUUGGAGGUUCACAAUCUCUUUUUGGACAUGCACAACUUGCUCAUGGAUCAAAGUGAACUAGUAGACACUAUUGAAUAUAAUGUGUCACAGACACAAGACUAUGUUGAAUCAGCUUCUACAUCCCUUGAUUUGGCAGUGCCCAGAUCUCAAGACCUGAAGAAAGCAACUCCAUAUAAGAAGAAAUAUGGUGUCAGAAAAUACAUACUAUUUCCUCUGUCACUAUUUAAAUUUUGGCACUUUAAGCUUUCCAAAUAAGAUUUAAGCAGACAGAGGGAAACUUCAAGCUUUUAACAGAAAUAUGUACUACAUAUAGUGACAAUUUAAAUUUACCUGCACUUCUUACCCUGUUUUCUUAGUAAAAGUAUUCUGCUGUACCUGAAUCAUAGUUUUAAAAAAAUACCAGUGUGAUAUAAUGAAUUCCUGAAUAAUAUGUAUGUGCCUUAAAUGUGGAACUAAAAAUCUGUGAUAAUAUUUUACUCUAUUGAAAAUUUUAAAGAAAGUUUAUUUAUUUUUGUCUACUUAAUCAUGUCUGGUUUUCUUGAUAGCUAUAUAAGCUUAUGGAAUAUUCAUUUGCACUUAAAUAACUAAAAUAACUUCUUGCAUCUAUUACCUAUUUGUGGUAUAAUUCAAGUAAUCUGAAAAAUAAGUGAUAUACAAUUUCAAGCAAAUAAAUGCCAAUUAUUUACAA